UCAACUAGCAGGCGAUAUGCUACCUUGUUUAGCUCUUGCUAUGGUUUAAAACACUAUGUAUUUCAGGAGUUUGUCUCUAUAAGAAGACCCUGUGAUACAAAGACCUUCCCGGGAAGCGGUCCCGUUGUCUGUCGUCGUUAGAAAGCCCUCGUGCUUGAUCGUUCCCUCCUGAAGGUGCUAACCUGCAGCAAGAGAUGCUGACUGUAUCUCUGUGCCCAGCUGCUCCACGACACGACUAAUAUGGUGUCUGCCUGAGGGAAGAUAAUGGACAACGGCAAACCGAGUCAAGUGUGUCGGCCCAAGCGGUUCGGUGAAUCCUCCCAGGUGUUCCACUGCGGGGACCAGGCGGGGGGGGUGCUGCGGGGCCUCAGCCAGCAGCGGCAGCAGCACCAGCUGUGUGACGUGGUGCUGCUGGCCGACAGCAGGCGGCUCCCGGCCCACCGGGCCCUGCUGGCCCUCUCCAGCCCGUACUUCCACGCCAUGUUCACCCUGGGCAUGAGGGAGAAACGCCAGGAAGAGGUGGAGCUGGUUGGGAUGUCCUACAUUGGUCUGAAGGCUGUAGUGGACUUCCUGUACAGCGGGGAGCUGCCUGCUACGGGGGGGAACAUUGAGUCUGUGCUGGAGGCGGCCCACCUCCUGCAGGUGUGGCGGGUGGUGGAUCUGUGCUAGUACCUGGAGGGGGGGCUGAGUGAGGACAACUUCCUGUUCCUGCAGCAGCUGGCCCUGCUGUACAGCCUGGAGCGCCUGGACUCCUGCGUGGACCGCUUCGUCUUCACACACUUCGCCUCGCUGUCCUUCACCCCCGACUUCCUGCAUCACCUUCCUCUACACAAACUCUCAGCGUACCUCUCCAGCGGACAGGUGCAGCAUGACAGCGAGCAGGCGCUCCUGCAGGCCUCCCUGCGGUGGCUCAGCACCACUCCUGAGCGCACCCCCCACGCCAGGCAGCUCCUCUCCCACAUCCGCUUCCCCCUGAUGGCGGGGGGGGAGCUGGUGGAGCGGGUGGUGCCGGCGCUGAGGGCCCUGCUGACGGAGGAGAGCUGCCAGGCUCUGCUGCAGGAGGCUCUGGGAUACCACGCUACGCCCAGCGCUCAACCACUGCUGCAGACAGGAAGCACCCUGCUGAGGGGGGGCGCGGAGCAGCUGCUGCUGAUUGGAGGAGAGGUGUCGGAGCGGGGGGAGGAGCUGAGCGCCAACGUGUGCCGGCUGGACGCUGAAACAGGAAGCUGGUCGGUGGAGACGGAGCUGCCGGCCCAGCGGAGCCACCACUGCCUGGCCGUGCUGGGGGGCUUCAUCUUCACUGCUGGGGGCAGCUCGUCCAGGGACAGCGGGGGGGAUGCUGCCUGUAACCUGCUCCACAGAUACGACCCCCGCCACAACCAGUGGUCCCGGGGAGCUCCAAUGAAUGAGCGGCGGGUGGACUUCUACCUGGGGGCGGUGGGAGAGAGCCUGAUCGCUGUGGGGGGGAGGAAUGACUCUGGAGCCCUGUCCUCUGUGGAGGUGUACUGUCCCGCCCAGGACUCCUGGUCCUAUGUGGCUCCACUGCCCAGGCUCACCUAUGGCCACGCCGGGACGGUCCACAGAGGAGUGGUCUACAUCUCAGGAGGUCACGACUUUCAGAUCGGCCCGUACCGCAGACAGGUCCUGAGCUAUGAGCCGUCCCGGGACAGCGAGGUGUGGACGGAGCGGCCGGCCAUGACUCUGGCGCGGGGCUGGCACUGCAUGGCCUCCCUCAAACACCUCAUCUACGCCCUGGGGGGCAGCGACGACGACGAGGACACCACGGAGCGCUUCGACAUCCUGAGGGUGGAGUCCUACGACCCCAGCAGCGGGCAGUGGACCCGCCUGGCUCAGCUGCUGCUGCCCAACAGCGAGGCGGGGGUGUCCGUGUGGGCGGGGAGGAUCUACGUGCUGGGGGGCUACAGCUGGGAGAGCAUGGUGUUCUCCAGAGCCACGCAGGUGUACGACCCCGACAAGGACUCGUGGACCAGAGGCCCCGACCUGCCUAAAUGUGUCGCAGGAGCCUCAGCGUGUGUGUGCACUGUGAAGCCCUCCCCCCCCCCAACCUCUCUGGGGGAGAAGAAGAAGGGGAAAGGAGCAUUACCCCCCACGUGACAACAGCGAAGGACUAUCUUAUACAAGGCUGGACCUCAUAGAGUCCUAUCGAGAACACGGAAAUGUUGAGUACCCCAAAGUAUUAUGUUAGAAAUGUAUAGUACGGGUCCCCAGCAAGUAGAAACUGCCGGAUGCUAACUUCCAAAAAAAUGUUGGCCAUAUUUGUACUCUCUAUAUCCAAUGGUCGUAACACUACUCAUGGUAGUCCAAAUCAAACUACAAAGAGAAAAAAUAUGGCCACUUUCUGGUUUAAACUGCCAUUUUUUAUCCUAAAACGGUCAGAAAUUAAUUCAGCAUCUUCAAUAACCCCCUCAACCACUCCAAAACUGUCCAAAUCGACCCAACCAUUUUAAUAUCACUACUGAUGCUAGGUUAGCAUCCAGCAUAUGUGCUGGGGACCCUACUAUGUUUACCCCUCCUGUCGUGUUUGUUUCACCCCCCUUACUUUGGUGUUAACACAAACCCCAUUAAUCAUCACCACAUUUGAUUGAACACCCUUUUCAGCUGUAAACACUCUCUCAGACUACUGGUUUUCAUGAAUUACUGCAGUGAAUAUACAAAGAAUAGACACUGAAAAUGUGUUCCAACAUUAACAUGUUUGUCGAUAUGUGGCUGUUCCUCUGAUGGGUGAACAUACUGUAGGGUUACCCAUUCAUUUCACCAUAGGUCUUACAAAGUGGACUAAACUACUCAACAUUCAAUGAAAGUGGUGAUCAGCAAUUUGAUAUGUUCAAAUGCCUAAUGGAGGACAUCAUAAGGCCUUGAAGCAAUCAAAUGUAAAACACAAUAUUUAUGAUUGAUGAAAGUAGUAGAUUUGACCCGAACAUGACAGGAGGGUUAUUAGAAGAUAUAUAUUUGUUAUGUCCCCUACAUGGGUAACAACAGUUGUUUUCGCCAUGAGCUCAGGAGCAGAGUUGGGUGUAAUAAUAUUACUUUUGUCGGUAACGGAGUAGUGUAACGCGUUACUUUUAUAAUUCAGUAAUCACACUACAGUUACUAACAUUGCCCCGACACGCGU
Messenger RNA from Trematomus bernacchii (emerald rockcod), 3133 nucleotides. RefSeq names its product kelch-like family member 36 (gene klhl36). The record is from RefSeq and is a predicted model, not a curated record. NCBI's taxonomy places the organism in Eukaryota, Metazoa, Chordata, Actinopteri, Perciformes, Nototheniidae. Gene Ontology annotation, molecular function: cullin family protein binding.